This is a messenger RNA of Dioscorea cayenensis subsp. rotundata (Guinea yam), 3515 nucleotides long. RefSeq names its product protein STICHEL-like 2. Gene Ontology annotation, molecular function: DNA binding; DNA-directed DNA polymerase activity; DNA clamp loader activity. Gene Ontology annotation, cellular component: nucleus; DNA replication factor C complex; DNA polymerase III complex. The coding region runs from base 168 to 3383 and encodes 1071 amino acids. Gene Ontology annotation, biological process: DNA-templated DNA replication; DNA repair. The record is from RefSeq and is a predicted model, not a curated record. NCBI's taxonomy places the organism in Eukaryota, Viridiplantae, Streptophyta, Magnoliopsida, Dioscoreales, Dioscoreaceae. The transcript has 9 exons.
UCCACCCCUAGUUUUUCCCUAUAUUUACAUGAAUGCCAUCACCUCUUCUCCAUUCCCGAGGCCAUGAGCUGACUUCAUUGCAGAGAGAGACCCCAGAGAGAAUCCUGUGAAACCCACCGUUGCACGCUACCAAGAAUUCAUGGCAGUGUUUUCACCCUUAAUCUUUCAUGUUAUUUACAAUCUUGCCACUCUAUCCUUCUCUCUUACUACUACUACUACUACUUCUGCUGUUGCUCCCAAACCACGCCAAAAUCUCCUCUUUUUUCGAAACCCUACUCUGUUUCUUGUGUUUGAAUGUCCUGAAAUUAGGGUUAGGGUUUGGGUCUUCGUCAAAGCCUACUGGCACUGGCAUUGCUGUUUUUUCUUGGAAGGGAAAAAUCAGGGAAAGUGAUGAAGUAUUAGUGGAAAUAAGAGCAUCUAGCAAAAUGGCUGAGGGAAGACGGCAUUCUGUGGACAUACCACUUUCGAAAACUUUAGUAGCACUGAAGAGGGUUCGGUCAUUGAGAGACCCAGGAACAAACUCAAUGUGCAAAUUUACACCGUGUAGUGAACAUAUAUCUUGGGAGACUAAUUCUGGAAUCGAUCAAUUGCUAGAACUAAGCAAUCCUGAUAGUCAUGGUAUCAGUAUGUGUCAAAAUGAUGAUUUGGACGUUGAAAGUGAGGACAACAGAAGUACCUCAGACUCCAAUUGCUGUUCCAAUUCUAAACGAUCUUGCUCGACAAAGUUUGCAGCUACACGGGCCAAACUAUUUCGUGAAUCCUACCAAAAUCACACACACAAUGCAUUUGAUUCUGGGGCUAUCCCUUGCGCUAUGAAUCAUCUUGAUGAAGAAGUAAAUUCAUAUAAUGAACCUAAUUUUAGCAAUUUGCUGGAGAGGGCUCAUGACAAAGUGGUCAGCAAGAAGUCGGCAUGUGGCAGGUCAAAGAAAUCAAAUUUUGCACCUGAUGUUGCUAUGAGUCGUGUUGGAAGCCCAUGCAUGCCAAUGUGUGAAGAGCGUGCAAAUAGUCUGAGCCGUAGCACAUUUGGUCUUGAUACUGAAGAGGUUGAUAUUGCAGAUUCUAAUAAUACCGGGUGCGGAAUAAGCUAUUGCUGGUCGAGAUCAAUGCUUAAAUACAGUGAUCAAAAUCUAUCUCCAGAUGUUGAUGAUCAAGAACGUCCGCUGCUAUCUGCUGGAGGGGGAGAAAUAACAAACAGGGAGAUUGUUCUGUGUCCAGAAAGCCCAAGAAGCUUAAGCCAAAAAUAUAGGCCUAGAUCUUUCAAAGAUAUAGUUGGUCAAACUGUGAUAUCUCAGUCCCUUUUAAAUGCCAUUUUUAAAGGAAAUGUUGUGCCUGUUUAUUUGUUUCAUGGUCCGCGAGGUGCUGGCAAAACAUCUAUUGCAAGGAUUUUUGCUGCUGCCUUGAAUUGCUUAUCUCUUGAGGAGCAUAGACCAUGUGGGUUCUGUCAGGAAUGCUUGAUUUUCUUCACUGGAAGGAGCAGGGAUGUGAAAGAACUGGAUGCUGCUAAAUUUAACCAUAAAUACAGGGUCAAAGCCCUUCUCAAGAGUGCUUCUCGUGUUCCAUUUUCCUCACGUUUCAAGGUGUUUAUUGUUGAAGACUGUCAAUUUCUGCAUGCACAGACAUGGACUGCUAUUUUCAAUUGUCUAGAUGAGCUUUCUCAGAAUGUCAUAUUUAUUAUGGUUACCUCUGACGCGGAUAAGGUGCCACAGAAUUCUAUUUCCCGGUGCCGAAGGUACCACUUUUCAAAAUUAAAGGAAUCUGAUAUCGUCUUCAGGUUGCAAAAAGUUUGUAUUGAAGAAGGAUUGGAUUUUGAUGAGGAUGCUUUGGACUUUAUUGCCUCCAAGUCAAAUGGUUCUCUUCGAGAUGCAGAAAUGUUGCUUGAUCAGCUGGGCCUUCUGGGGAAAAGAAUCACUGUAUCUCUUGCUUAUGAACUUAUUGGAGUUGUUUCAGAUGAUGAGUUGCUCACUUUGUUAGAUGUAGCUCUGUCUGCAGACACUGCCAAUACAGUUAAAAGAGCUAGAGAGCUCAUGAAAUCAAGGGUUGAUCCUAUGCAAUUGAUAUCACAGCUUGCAAAUCUUAUAAUGGACAUUCUAGCUGGUAGACGUCAACUAAGAUGUUCUGAAUUUUGCAGAACCCUUGUUGAACAGCAAACUUUGACUGAUGUCAGCAUGCAGCCAUUGAAGCAUGCUUUAAAAAUACUUUCAGAAACUGAAAAACAAUUGAGAACAUCGAAAAAUCAAGCAACUUGGCUUACUGUUGCUCUUCUGCAAUUCAGUACUGAAGAUUCUUUAUAUCCAAGAACAAAUUCCUUGAGAGAUGACGGGGUUUUAAGCACAAUCUCGCCAAGGGAGAGUUUAAAAAGAUGUAAUGCAUGUGGUUACAAUAAGUUGAGUUGUUUAGACAAAUGCCACGACAAGAAAGACUUAGAAACCAUAUGGAGAAAAGCCAUAGCGAAUUGUCCCUCAAAUGAUCUAAGAAACUUCUUGCUAAAGCAUGGGAAUCUGUCGUCAAUUUACAUCCAUGAAGGUGUAGCAAUCGCUGAAGUAGAAUUCCUUCAUCCUGAUUAUGUGUCAAGGGCUGAGAAAUCAUGGAAAUUGAUUGGGAGUUCACUUCAGUAUGUUAUUGACUGUAAUGUACAGGUCAGAAUCCAGCUUGCCCCUGGCUCUGCAAGAAAGAACACUAAAUUAAAAAAGCCAUUGUUCAAUAUUUUGAACUGUUAUGGUAGAAGAAAAGAAAUACCUGAUUCAACUACCAAUGAUAAUGAAACCGAAGCUUCAUUGAGGAGAGAUAUAUCCGCAGAUGCUAGUUCAUCUCAUCACUGCCAGCAGUUUUUGCCUUUUGGUCAUCAACUGGAUACAAAUUCUAUGAAUGGUUCUGGCUGUUUUCAUGGUAAAGAAGCAGUGACCACAAGGAAGAUGGAGGAAAAUACUCAAAGCUGUGAAACUAUGGAAUUAGGUGAAGAGGAUGCUGCGCAUGCCAAUGUUGAAGAAUCUGAAAUUCAGCCAAGCUGCUUUUCAAAACUGAAAUUCCAAAGAAGAUUUCUUUCAUCCGAAGUUGCUCAAACAAUCUGUUUACGAAUUCAGCCACACGACAAACUGGAAUUGUCUUUUCGAAGAGAUGCUAUAUUUGACAAAGAUAUCUGCACAAACAUGCCCUAUGUUUUCUGCUCCAAAUCAAAUACACGCAUCGCCUACAAUGGCAGUGAUGAAAACGGGCCAAGCAGCGAUUCAAGGUUUAACUCGAAUGCAUUGUGUUGGAGGGCAUCUAAGUCACCCCUUCAAAAGGAUUCUCCUCAAAGGCGGCACCAGCGAGGAUCUCAUUUGGUUGGAUGGUUCUUACCUUGCAUGGCUGCUGAGCAGAAAUCGCAGGCCGAGCACCAUGCUUAAUACAGGUUGUAAUAUUUGUCAGUGCAUUUUGUUUUCUUGAUCUUUAUGGAAGGUCUCCCUUUUUCAUUACAAUCAUUGAUAUGCAGGAUAGUUAAAAUCAAAAUCGCUUUUAUAAAUAUAAACGCGUCUGUU